AUGGUUGCAGGGAUUUGUCCCGUUUCAGCCAGCAAGUUGCCACUUCGGAGCAUCGCAUCCCGGAAAAACCGGAGGUUCGACACCAUCUCCGCCUCGACCUUUGGGAAUCAGUUCGUGGGGCGAGUGGCCAACCCCGACGAGGUUCUCCUGUUCCACCGCCGCGGCGGCGCCGGCGGAGCCGCCGGCACCCGCAAGGUGACGAGCCUGGGCGACGUCUUGGAGAUCGAGGAGAACUUGAUGCCCGGGGACGACGGCGUGAAGAUCCAGGACAUCAUCUACAAGUACAUCGACGGGGAGCAGAACCUCCAAGUGCUGCCGGAGCCGGACUUGAACGACGCAGUGCAGUCCUUUGUACAUAGAUCCGAGCCUUGCGCUAUCGAGCGCUUCGUCAAGGAGGCGGUGGAGUCCACCAACCAGGCGGUGCUCAAGGAGAGCCGUGCCGUGGGUGAGGAGGAAAUCCGGGUGCAAAUCCAGGACCGCGCGGAAGUGCUGCGGCAGCAGCGGCUUGCGGCUGCGGCGGCGGGCUCGCUCUCAGGGCCGGCCACAGAGAAGGCGCAGAGCCAGGCCAAGGCAGAGGUGGGCCUGAUGGAGGAGUCCGCCUUUGCGGUGGAGGAGCCACCUCCAACAGCCUUCGAAGCUGAGGCCCCGCGGGGCCGUGGCCGUGGCGGGAGAGGCAGAGGAGGUGCAAGGGGCGGAAGAGGUCGGUCCAAGCGCUCUCUGGAAGAUGUGGACUUCCCGCCCCCCAAGCAGCCGCGCAACAGCCAGCGCCAGGACUCCCAGCGCGCGCUCUUCGCCCCUGCCGCCUCGGCCCCCGCCGCCGCCGCCGCCUCCGCGGCCCCCGCCGCGGCCGCGGCGUCGCCCACGCCGUUCCUCUCGCGGCGCGCGGUGGGCGCGGUGCCGAACUUGGGCGGCGACUCCCUGGGCUUCGAAGACACCCCGGGACCUGCCAACUCGCAACGGAGUCAGGCGCCCAAGCGGCAGUGGGCCCUGAAGCAAAGCUGUGGUGGCCGGCCGGCCGAAGAGAUCACUUUGUGGCUCAAGCUUGCGGCAGAUAGAGACCUGUCCUGGGGCAUUGGGGCAUGGCGUUUCGUCCAAGAGAACCUCGACUUCAUCGCUGGGCUCGCGGCCGCCCAUCCCGAGGAUGCCGAGGACUUGGCAGAAGCAGCCGAGGUGCUUUCGCGGCAGAAGAUCUCCAGCGUGGCGCGGCUGGUGAAGUUGUCGGACAGCCAGUGGCAGCGCCUGAACCUGCCCCUGGGCAUUGAAGCACUUCUGCGGGAGGCGGCGGCCGAGGCUUUGGUUGAUCCUCCAGAUCCAGCGUUGCACAGCAGUACCGUCUGCACCUCCAGACGCGUUCCAAUCCGUGCGGGAUCGCAUGUCGCAAUGCUGCGAUUCCUGGUCACCGUGGUGUCGUCCGCGCUGGCAGAGGACGCCAGUUGCUGGGAUGGCGACUUCACCCCGGAGGUCUGCUGCAACCCGAAGUUUGGUCCCAGAGGCCAUGAGGAGUGCUGGGAUACGGUGCACACUUUUGAGCGCUGCUGUCCCGAGGACUGCCGGACCUCCGACACCUUCGACUUCGAGGGCUGCUGCGAUCUGGUGUCAUCGGACCAGGGCAAAGAGGCGUGCUGGGUGGGAGGCCGCAGCUUUCGGAGCUGCUGCUUGGAGUCGGCGCCGGAGCGGCGGCCGCAACUGGCGGGCCCCGACUUCGCCCUGGAAGCGCUGCCGGUCUUCGGCGAGGGCUGCUGGGUGCCCUCGGAGCUGUUGACCUUCGCCCGCUGCUGCGGCACCGCCGGGGUGAAGGAGCACUGCUGGAUAGGGGACUUCACCUAUACACGCUGCUGCCUCGGGCUGCACUCGAUACCCAGGAUCUACCUGGACUUGCCCAAAACGGACCUCAGGGUCCACUGCCUGCAGCAGGGCUUGGAGGCGGUGAGCGACCGAAAGACCUUGGGGGAGUGCCUGGAGAGCGGCGGAAGGUACAUCCACGUCUCAGCGGUGCUUUACAGGCUGGCGGAGAUGGAGGUGAUGCACGAGUUCUGGUGGAACCGGCCCUCGGGCGAGGCGUUGCUCAUCGAGGAGGUAUUUGGUGCGAAAGGCCGGCAGGUGAGCAGCCCAGAAUGGCUGCACCCCUCCGGCAGCCUGUGCGUGCCUGCGGUCUGCAGCGAGGAGGCCAUUGCUGGCUGGUUCGCGGGAAUCGUGGACAUUGGCCAGCGAUACAUCCGGCCCAGCUACAAAGAGCUCAACGCGACCCACGUGCGCACCUCCCCCCUGCCGGCGCGGCGGCGCCCAUAUCCCCGAUUUGAAGGCUCAUGGAUCAUGUACCGUCCUGGAGCCGACCGCGAGCUCAGGAAGCAGCAGGAUUUGCAGUCCUACUACGAGUUUGUCCUUACCGAGCACAAGCCUUGGAGGCAGCUCGGAGUGUCCAGAAGGACCUGGGGGGUGCUGCUGGGCCUGGUGGUCCCGGUGGCCUUCGCCAGCCUCUUGUACCUCUGCGGGGUCCAGGACGCAAAGCCCUUGGCUCUUCAGAGCAACCUGUGGCGUCUGGGGGAAGCAAGGGCCAAGUGCUUCGACGUGUGUCGCAUCGUAACCACGGUGGGCAUCAUUGCCACGCACGUGAAGCAUCACUAUCCGUUCCCCGCGCCGGAAGAGGGGGACGGCGUCUUCAGGUACUUGGCCAACGUCAUCGAGGCGUUGCACGUGAACCACCUGGUGGUGAUGCUCAUGGUCUACCUGCUGCUUCGGCACUUGGACGAGGGGCGUCGCGACUUGUUGUGCCGCGGACCCUUCAGCUGGCUGUGGCGGGUGGCAACGUACGCGCUGAGACGGUGGGCGCUGAUUAUGUCAUGGGCGGGCCUGUGGCUGUACAUAUACGUGUCGGUGCUGAUUAAGGAGGUGCCGAUCCCGAACAUAGGCAAGAGCCGCUUCCUGUACAUAUGGUUCUGGCGAAUGCGCAUUUCCUGCGAAAAGAAGGAGCACCUGAUCCCUAGCAUCUUUUUGCUCCAUGAGGCGUCGCACGCCUAUGAGAGCCCGUGUCAUAAUUUGAACAUCUUCGAGGCGUGCUUUCAGCUGGAUGUGCUGCUGAUGGCGCUGCUGCUGAUACUGCCAAAGCGCGGGAGGACUCUACUGGCGGCUGGUCUCUGGAUGCCGGCGGCUUGGUGUCACACCGGCAAGAUUGAUGACGAUGGUCUCUACCACUCCCGGCCAAGGAUGCUGGAGUAUUUGCCGGCUGGGCUGGCCACCAUCGCACUGUACGGUCUGCUGCCGAAGCCCGCCGCUGAUGCCUGGAGGCUGCGGGUGCUGCUUUGGCUGCUGACCAUCUCUCUCUUCGGUGCCACCGUAAUGCUGAACCUGUUCUUCGAGCAGCUGGAGUUCCUCCGGAACGCGCUGCCGCGGCUCGGCGUGGCCCCGGCGGAGCUGCUGGCGCUGCCGGAGCUGGGCACUGCGCUGCUGGCGCUGAAGCUGCUGGAGACAGGUACGACCAAAGGUGAGGCUUGGUCGCCCGUGUCUGCGCUGGGCCGACUGGCCGCGGGCAUGAACCUGUCGCAUCUCUUUGUCCUGCAGCUGCACCGUGGCUUCUCUGCUACCACUGAUGGGAUCAGCAGCGACGACAUCAUUCUGCCGGCGAGCCCCAGCUUGUUCCUCUCCCUCGUGGUGAUGAUCUUUCUGGUCUCCGCCGGACUGUCCGCAGUGGUGUUCCUCUUCAUCGAAGCACCAUUGCAGUCCCUCCUGCACAACUCCGCGCCCGCGGAGCGCGCGCAGCGCGCGCAGCCCGCGCAGCCGGCGCCCGAGCCGCCCGAGCCGGCGGUGCCCGAGCCGGCGCCGGACGCGAGCAACGGUCACACGAACGGGCGGCACUGA
Messenger RNA from Effrenium voratum, 3855 nucleotides. The record is from the annotation of a GenBank genome assembly. Lineage: Eukaryota; Dinophyceae; Suessiales; Symbiodiniaceae.